AUGACGACCGAUGCGCUCGCUCUGAUGGCGGUUGCCCUUGCACAAGCCAGCCCCGGAGGGGUCCCGGGGAGCCAGGUCCCAGCCCUGCUCCGGGCCGUCUCGGCGCUGGCUGGGCCCGUAGCCUUGUCUUCGACUUCGCACGUGCAGCGCCGGAAGAAACGCCGCUCGCGGGUCCCGGAAACUCUCCCUCCGCCUGGCCGUGCUCCUGCCUGCUUGCGGCCACGACAGCGGCAGUCGUCGCGCCUUCCACCGUCGGGGCAUGGCCCCGCUCCCCAGUCGCAGCAGACACCGCCGCCGCCAGCACAGUCGGCGUUACCGGUGCCGGUGACGCGGACAUCGCCACCUCCGCGGUCAGCUCCGGAUCCGCGCCCAGCCUCGUCUCCUCAACCUCCGUCUGUGCAUCCCGCGGGAUGGCAGAGGGCGAAACUGAGCCGCCGUCAAAGGCAGCGGCAGGACCUCCAGCAGACACCGGGAUUGCCUCCGUCUCCGCCGCAGGCACAUCAGCAUCAGCCACCGGAGGCCUCCCCGCAGCCGCCAUUGAGGGUAGCACAGCAACUGCCAGUUCAAACUCCACUCCGUCGUUUUCCAUUGCCCCUCCGUCCGCAGCAGCCUCUCCCCUCGGUAUUCCAUGCUCCUCCGUCUCCUCUCCUGCACGUACGAAACCCUCAGUCAGUACCUGGCCCGCCGUCGUUCCAUCGGUACCCCUAUGGCGGUCCCCCUGUGCAGCAUCAGUGGGGACCGGUGACGCCUCCUGCCCCGCCUCCUCCCUCAGCGGUGGUUCCUGGUGAGCCUCCGUCUCUCGUCGAGCAGCGCGUGAUGCACGUGGGGACUUGCUUGACGCUCCUGUCGUACGUGCUCGACCAGCUUCACGUGACCCUGGUGCAGCAGGAGGUGCAGAUCGAGGCGAUGCAGCCCGCGGAGCAGUCGGCGGCAGUGUCGGCCGCGGAGGAGUUGCAGCAGUACCUCCCCCUGAUUGGCUUCGUGCCUGGCUCCCCCGGGGCUGCCCUUGGCCCUGGCCCUGGGGCUUUGGCACGGCUUGCCGAGUCUGCUCAGGAGGACCCGCUUGACCUUAUGCCUCUCUCUCUCUCUCUCUCUCUCUCUCUCUCUCUCUCUCUCUCUCUCUCUCUCUCUCUCUCUCUCUCUCUCUCUCUCUCUCUCUCUCUCUCUCUCCUCCCUCCCUCCCUCCCUCCCUCCCUCCCUCCCUCCCUCCCUCCCUCCCUCCCUCCCUCCCUCCCUCCCUCCCUCCCUCCCUCCCUCCCUCCCUCCCUCCCUCCCUCCCUCCCUCCCUCCCUCCCUCCCUCCCUCCCUCCCUCCCUCCCUCCCUCCCUCCCUCCCUCCCUCCCUCCCUCUCUCUCUCUCUCUCUCUCUCUCUCUCUCUCUCUCUCUCUCUCUCUCUCUCUCUCUCUCUCUCUCUCUCUCUCUCGCCGCAUACUGAAUCUGGCUACUGCAGCAGCUGCAGAGCAUGCACAACUUCUGGAUCAGGGCUCCAUCUCCUGCUCCCUUCUGGAUCAGGAGGGAGGAAACGGAGGGACCAAGGGCUCCAUCUCCUGCUCCCUUGGUCCCUCCGUCUCCUCCCUCCUCCCCCUCCCCCCUGCUGAUAUUUUCCCUUCUCCUCCCCUGCCCACCUGCGUUCCACAAGGACACGCGCGUGCCCUACGAUCUCUCCAUCGCCAUUUCAAAGCUGCGUUGCACAAGGACAUGCGCAUACCAUACGAUCUCUCCAUCGCCAUCUCAAAGCUGGCGGAGUCGGGGCAGCUGCAGAGCAUGCACGACUUCUGGAUCAAGGGCUCCACCUCCUGCUCCCUCGGGCCCUCCGCGUUCCACAAGGACAUGCGCGUACCAUACGAUCUCUCCAUCGCCAUUUCAAAGCUGGCGCAGUCGGGGCAGCUGCAGAGCAUGCACGACUUCUGGAUCAAGGGCUCCACCUCCUGCUCCCUCGGGCCCUCCGUCUCCUCCACCAGCCUUGGCCCUGAGAAUUUCUGGACGCUCUUUGUGAUUUAUAGCGCGGUCGCGGUGCUGUGCUGCCUUGUGUACUGCGCGAUGUCGGCUUAUACGGGGUACAGGAUUCUGAGCUACUGCCGGAAGCUGGAGAAGGAGCUGAAGGAAGAACUGGAGGGAAGCAAAGCAGGGUCCAGGAGGGGCAAGGCAGAGGAAGGAAGCACGGAAAGCAGCAAGGGCACGAAGGGUGCAGGCGGGGUGUGGGGCAGCAUUCGCUCGGGGCUGCAGACGAUGAUGGAGAUCAACUUCUUUCACGCGCUGCUCGUGGGGCUGGGGUGGAAGGAUCCCCCUGACGUGCACUCUGCUCUGGUCACCAACCAGCUGCAGCACAUUGAAUUUGACAGCUACGGCGCUGCUGCUGGGUAUGGUGGUGGUGGUGGUGCUGGCGGGUAUGGUGCUGCUGCUGGGUUCAACGGUGGUGGUCCUGGAGAGGAAGGGGAGAUAGCGGGAGUGUUUGCCCGAGUUGGUAGCAUGGGUGGGAGGAGUUUCAAGAACGCUGAAGGCAGCACCAGCACCAGUCAACUUGUGAGGCGCCUCAGAAGUUUUGGAGAAGAAGGGGAGAGAGGGGGUGCAGGAUUCGACCGAGGUGGUAGCAUGGGCGGGAGGAGUUUCAAGAAUGCGGACCGACCAACCAGCAGCGGCAGCGGUCAUCUCAAGUCAAGCAAGUCACUCAAGAGGCGGUUCGCCAGGGGAAGCGCGUCGCAGGGAGGUUCUUUCAAAAACGGCGAAUUUAGGGCAGGCUCUCUCAAGUCAACAACCUCAUUUAAAGCAGAUCUGUUCCGAAAGCAACAGUCUUUCCAGCAGUCUAACCUUGGCAAGGAGGGGGCGAGAGAAGCAAGAGAGGCAAGGGAGGGAAGGGAGGGAAGGGAGUCAACGCCAGUCAAGAGGGCAGCGUCGUUCCGGGCAGAGUCAAUGCGGUCAGCCUCGCUCAAACAGUCCAACGCUUUCCAGGGGGGGCCUGUGGCUCGGGCUGGAGGGUUCCGGAGCGCUUCUGUGCCUGGAGGUGAAGGGAUCAGGGAGGUGACGGGAGAGCGGGAGCAGCAGAGGCAGGAGUAUGGGCAGGAAGGGAGGGCGAAGCAGUUUGUACGGCUGGAGAGUAAGAAAGGAAGCUUCAUGAAAGCAGAGAGUUUCAAAAGGCCUGGGUCUGGUGGGACUGGUGGGUCGGGUGGUUCUCGAGAUAGGGAUGGGGCUGGAAGCCUGGGUGCAGGAGCGGGCUUGGCUCAGUCGGGCAGCUUGAGCAAAACGGGCAGUUUUAAGAGAUCGGGCAGUGCACUCCGUGCUCCCAGCUUCAAGCGUCCUGCCAGCAGUCGAGAGGAGGGGAGUGAGAGGGACGGGAGUGGGAUAGCAGAGCAGCAGCCGCAGCCGCCGCCGCAGCAGCAGGGGCCGAUAUUGAAGCCCGAGGGGCUGUUUAAGAAGCUAGUCAGCUUUAAAGGGGCUGAGGCUGGGUCGAGCACUGGUGGAGGUUCUGAGAGCACGAGCAGAGGGGGAGUGGAGAGAGGGGCAGGAGGGGGAGCAGGAGGGGGAGCAGGAGGGGGAGCAGGAGGGGGAGCAGGAGGUGCAGGAGCACGGGGAGGAGGAGGAGGAGGGCAAGGGGGUGGGGGAGAGACGAGGCCGGAUAUCAGGUUUGGCGGCAGUGCAAGGGCCAAGUUUGAAGGGGGGCUGGUGUGGCGAUCAACUUGGUGGGGGAAGAAGGGGUGA
Messenger RNA from Closterium sp. NIES-65, 3696 nucleotides. The record is from the annotation of a GenBank genome assembly. Lineage: Eukaryota; Viridiplantae; Streptophyta; Zygnematophyceae; Desmidiales; Closteriaceae.